Messenger RNA from Tupaia belangeri chinensis (Chinese tree shrew), 3978 nucleotides. RefSeq names its product EGF domain specific O-linked N-acetylglucosamine transferase (gene EOGT). Gene Ontology annotation, cellular component: endoplasmic reticulum lumen. The transcript has 17 exons. Bases 34 to 1884 code for a protein of 616 amino acids. NCBI's taxonomy places the organism in Eukaryota, Metazoa, Chordata, Mammalia, Scandentia, Tupaiidae. The record is from RefSeq and is a predicted model, not a curated record. Gene Ontology annotation, molecular function: protein O-acetylglucosaminyltransferase activity.
CCCGAGGUUUCCGGUGAGGGGCAGUAGCCGGUUAUGACGAUUGCCUCCUCCCGAGCAGACAGCGUCUCCUCCUCCUCGGUAGCCCCCGCGCCCCGACUCCAGGACUGUGGGAAUCCAAUCAAGGGAUACAGGAGUGGAGUGAGCCCACUGCUUUGUGCUGGAGAAAAAAGCAAGGCCCCUCACCUUCAGCGGUUGGAGAAGUGGAUCCGUCCAACCCUGCGGGGCCUUGCUCUAGAGAGGCUUUCCACCAGGCCCGGGGUGGUGCUUUCAUGCACCAGAGGCCACCCCUCCCCAGCUUGUGCAAGUGGGUUGGAGGUGGCUAUGUUAAUACUGCUUGUCUUUGGAGUGCUACUUCGUGAGGUCCCGGUGAGCAGCCCAGAGGAAGCUCCUGGGAAGCCUCUGUACGACUAUGCCAGUAUCCGCCUGCCAGAGGAGCACAUCCCCUUCUUUUUGCACAACAACAGGCAUAUUGCCACUGUCUGCCAGAAGGACUCACACUGUCCAUAUAAGAAACACUUAGAAAAGCUCGGGUACUGCUGGGGUUAUGAGAAAUCCUGCAAGCCAGAGUUCAGAUUUGGUUACCCUGUUUGCAGCUACGUGGACAUGGGAUGGACAGACACUAUUGAAUCAGCUAGAGACCUCUUCUGGAAACAAGCUGAUUUUGGAUAUGCCAGAGAGCGACUGGAGGAGAUGCACGUGCUCUGUGAGCCUAACAAGACGAGUGACUCAAGUCUGGUAUGUUCCCGUUAUCUUCAGUAUUGCAGAGCAACCAAUCUCUACCUUGAUUUAAGAAACAUCAAGAGAAAUCAUGACAGAUUUAAGGAAGAUUUUCUCCAGAGUGGUGACAUCGGAGGACACUGUAAACUUGACAUUCGUACGUUAAUGUCCGAAGGUCAGCGAAAAAGUCCUCUACAGUCUUGGUUUGCAGAGCUACAAAGCUAUACCCAGCUCAACUUCAGACCUAUAGAAGAUGUUCAGUGUGACAUUGUUAUUGAAAAACCAACAUAUUUCAUGAAAUUAGAUGCAGGUGUUAACAUGUAUCACCACUUCUGUGAUUUCAUCAAUCUGUACAUCACGCAGCACGUUAAUAAUUCGUUCAGCACAGACGUGUACGUCGUGAUGUGGGACACCAGCUCUUAUGGAUAUGGUGACCUUUUCGCUGAGACAUGGAAAGCAUUUACAGAUUACGAUGUAAUACAUUUGAAAACUUACGAUUCCAAAAGGGUAUGUUUUAAAGAAGCUGUUUUCUCAUUGCUCCCCCGCAUGCGCUACGGGCUGUUCUAUAACACUCCUCUGAUAUCUGGCUGUCAAAACACUGGAUUAUUCAGGGCAUUUUCUCAGCAUGUGCUUCACAGACUGAAUAUCACACAGGAGGGACCCGAGGAUGGAAAAAUUCGAGUCACUAUUCUUGCACGGAGCACAGAAUACCGGAAAAUACUAAACCAAAAUGAGCUUGUAAAUGCACUGAAAACAGUGUCUACCUUUGAAGUCCGGAUCGUUGAUUACAAGUAUAAACAACUUGGAUUUUUAGAUCAACUAAAGAUCACACACAACACGGACAUCUUUAUUGGGAUGCACGGAGCGGGUCUUACCCAUUUACUCUUCCUUCCAGACUGGGCUGCUGUAUUCGAACUGUACAACUGUGAGGAUGAGCGCUGCUACCUGGACUUGGCCAGGCUGAGAGGCAUCUACUACAUCACAUGGAAAAGGCAGAAUAAAGUCUUCCCUCAAGACAAGGGCCACCAUCCAACUCUGGGGGAGCACCCGAAAUUUACCAACUACUCUUUUGACGUAGAAGAAUUUAUGUACCUUGUCCUUCAGGCUGCAGACCAUGUGUUGCAACACCCGAAGUGGCCGUUUAAGAAGAAGCAUGAUGAGCUGUAAAUGUGUUGAGUCUGUCUGCAAAAUGAGAGCGCUUAAACUCCAAUACCCAGACUCAAGAUUUCUUAAGUCAGGAAAAACAAUCUAUUUCCUCACCCCUAAAUCUACUUUUCUAUACCAAAACCUGCCUUCAGGAUAUUGUUACAUGUCUUACAGUCUUUAAAUGUUUCCUGGUAAUUUUUGUGUUAUUGCUAUUUAUCAGUAGCAUAGAUAUUUUUGCACUGAAAACCUUACUUUUUAUAGAUCAAAAAUUGGGCCUGGGCUCACUGGUGUAACUGAGGUUUACCAAAGUUAUUAACUUUCUCAGCUUUAGAAUUUGUAAAUGUUCUUAUGGAAUGUCAUGUGAUUGUAAUUCCAGAGAGUUCCACCUUGUUUUUGAAAUAUUUGUGUAAAUUCACAACUAUUCUUUUUUUGCCACAGUCUGUUAAGAACAAUGUGGUAGGAAAUGAAAACAUGCACCACACACACGCGUGCACACACACACACUCAAUUGUGAGUCUCACUACCCAUCUAAGGGCCAUGUUACAGCUCAGUGUUUUGUUCACUCCAGAGUAUAUACGUCAAAACCUGAGUAAAUCAUGCUGCUGUGUUAUUUUAUAUGCACGUAUUUCCUAUUCAAAUCAUGUUUUCCCAGAACGUUACAACUACAUGUGAUAAAAACGAAUGAGAGGACUAUUUACAUACGUUCCAGCUGAUUUUUGCUGAGUCCCUCUUAGCUGUGGAGAGUAUUUAUCUUGAAUUCUGUAUAAAAGAGUGGUUUCUAGCAUACAAGUGUUUAUAACAGCAUAUACCAGUGUGUAUGCAUCUACCUCUAUCAACAUGAAAGCAUUUUAGUCUUUUAUUUUACAAACUUCAGCUUAGCCACAAUGAAGAAAUCGUUUCCAUGUAAAAGAGUAAAAUGAAAAACCAACAAAAGUUAAAGACACGUGUGAAUUAUCCAAUCGAAAUGAAAAAGUCAUGGAAAGUGCCAUUGAUUAAAAAGAAUAUCUGAAAUGUAGUCCCACUCUUUAAAUGGGAUUCCUUUCUUACUCUUUAUGAACUUUUAACCAUCAAAAACCAUGGAUUUAUUUUACUGCAAAAUGUGAACUUUACAUUUUAUUAACACUUGAGUAGUCUAAUUUAGAGACUAGUUAUUGCAACUUUUUAAAGUGGGGGGAAAUUACAGCAAAUUUAAACAGUGUUUAUUUUUUGUUUUUAUAUAUUUUAUACCUUAAAAAAAGGUGAAAAGAAUAUCCAACAGAGAAGCGAUGACCUGCAGAACAAAAUAUUUAUAUCUGGAUUGUUACAGAACAACAUUUGUUGAUCCCUGUUUUAAAGUUUUAUGAGCAGUUUUUCUAGAGUUUAAGAAUAUUUAUUAAAAUUCCUGUAAAAAAAUAUAGUAAUAACUUUGAUUUGGAUCUUAAAAUUGUGUGAAAAAGAAAUGACAACCUAUUAUGAAUUUUGAAAUGACAGGAUUGCUAUUUUCUUAGCUGAGUACCACUGGGAAGAUAUUUCACAUGAAAGGAAUUAUGAAGGUGGGUUUGCACUAUGAGUCAGUGAGGUAUGAACAGCUGAAAAAAAUCUAGAUGGAGUUUCAGCCUAUAUCUUUUAAGUUCAUUUUAAGAAGCACAUGAAGGGACCAGCAGGUGGCGUGGUGGUUAAUGUGCUGGUCUCCCACGUGGCCAACUGCAGUUUGAGUCCUGCAUCUGGGAUCUUCAAAAUCACAUGGGGUACGUGUGCAUGCGUGCCCAAAAUCCCAGGAGGAGUACGGAGGAGAAGGAACUGCAGUGUGGCCAUCCCUCUAGGGAUGAUUUCUCACUUUUCCUCUCACUGUCUCUCUGUCUCUCUCUAGUGAAUGCACAUGCCCUAUGACAAAAACCUUAUUAAAAAAAAAAACAUGAUUCUAUAGACUAGGGAGAAUUAUAGAAACUGAGCAGUUUCAUAAUAAAACUAUUGUAUUUGAAUAUUUUGCAUUUAUUUAAAGAGAAUACUUUUUAUAUACACAAGAAAGUACAUUUGAUACUUUACUUAUGAAAUUAAUUUUUAUCAAACUUUUUAAUGGUAACCAAAGGUCUUCAAAUUGUUAUAAAAUUUAAGAUGUAAGAAUUCUUUGUAUUA